Messenger RNA from Danio aesculapii, 6966 nucleotides. It is a transcript of the gene lsm14aa, whose product is annotated as LSM14A mRNA processing body assembly factor a. Lineage: Eukaryota; Metazoa; Chordata; Actinopteri; Cypriniformes; Danionidae. The transcript is spliced from 11 exons. Gene Ontology annotation, biological process: cytoplasmic stress granule assembly; P-body assembly. Gene Ontology annotation, molecular function: mRNA binding. Bases 145 to 1557 code for a protein of 470 amino acids. Gene Ontology annotation, cellular component: P-body. The record is from RefSeq and is a predicted model, not a curated record.
AAAUGCAGGCGGCCAUGUUUUAUUAGCGAAAACACACACUCUCUCGCAGUCGCAGCGUUUUGUUUAUGCUGUGAAGUGUGGACAUUUAACUUCCACUGAAAUCUCCUUUCUCUCUCCCGGUUUAUUCGAGGUGAAAGCGUGACGAUGAGCGGUGGCACGCCGUAUAUCGGCAGUAAAAUCAGCCUGAUCAGUAAAGCGGAGAUCCGUUAUGAAGGCAUUUUGUACACCAUCGACACCGAAAACUCCACCGUCGCGCUCGCUAAAGUGCGUUCCUUUGGCACUGAGGACCGUCCCACAGACAGGCCCAUCGCACCCCGGGAUGAGACCUUUGAGUAUAUUAUAUUCAGAGGAAGUGACAUCAAGGACUUAACGGUGUGUGAACCACCCAAACCGACAUGCUCUCUGCCUCAGGACCCCGCCAUUGUUCAGUCCUCUUUGGGAUCUUCCACUGCUCCUCCGUCAUCCUUCCAGUCGGGAAACUCCUACGGGCUGUUCAACCGUCCGCCGGUCGCACCGUACACCCAGUUCAACCCUUCCCCGCUGGUCUCGCCGCAGUUCGGCACCGUUGGAGUCGGAAGUGCUUUGGGAUUGUUUGGUAGUGAAACUGGCUGUGCCAUUUCUUCUGCUUUCCUCAGUGACAAUCUGUGUGGGUUCAUAGCUGAAGGGAACACCAGUCCGGCUCUUGACUCUCUCAGGAAGAGCCCACCAGUAGAGUCUGCCGUCCCAUCAGCCCCUGUGGUCUCCUCCACCCCUGCUGCACCAGGAUUGGGCCGCAAGAGUCCUGUUUCCACUCGCGUGGCCUCCACCAACACACAGAAACUUGUGGAUCUGACGGAGCAAACCAGAGGCACUGAUGUCCUGAAAAUGAGCGCACCAGAGUCCGGUCAGUCCAGAGGAGGAAGCAGAGACGCCUCUAAACGGCUCGCAGCCGGCGGUCCUCCUGCUGCUCGCCGCGGCCGUGCUGGAGCUCACCGCGGUCGGGGUCGGUUCCCCGUUCGCAGAGAAGGACCCAUGAAGUUUGAGAAGGACUUUGACUUUGAGAGUGCCAAUGCUCAGUUCAACAAAGAAGAGAUCGACAAAGAGUUCCAGAGCAAACUCAAACUGAAAGAUGAGAAGCCGGAGAAAGCUUUGAAUGGGGAGGAGAAGGCAGAUUCUGGCGUCGACACUCAGAACAGUGAAGGAAACGCUGAGGAGGAAGAUCCUCUUGGGCCAAACUGCUACUAUGAUAAAACCAAGUCAUUCUUUGACAACAUCUCCUGUGAUGAUACCAGGAAGGCAGCCGAGAGGUCUGGAGGGUCAUUUUUCCCCCGACAGCACAGGCAGACCUGGGCGGAGGAGCGGCGGAUGAAUGCGGAGACGUUUGGGCUGCCGUUACGGCGGGGUCGCGGAGGGUACAGGGGCCGCGGAGGCAUGGGCUUCAGAGGGGGCCGAGGCCGUGGAGCCGGACGAGGCUCGUUUGGGCCUCACCCUGGCUUCAGGGGCGGAUACAGAGGAAGCCAAGGAGGAAGAGAGUUUGCUGACUUUGAGUACAGGAAGGAUAACAAAAUUGCUGUGUAGUGAUGACACGAAGUGGCUCGGAAGACCUGACUUGUAUUGAACUGCAUCUUGGGUCUCGAGAACGAGGAGAUUAACGUACGUGUUGUAAAUCUGUCACCAGCACUGGGGUUCGACUGCUUGAAACCUGUAUGUGAAUCAAACUUCUACUCCGUUUUUCCAAAGGAGUGGAACCAAUGCAAUUUUUUUGAAUUGUUAAUUUGAGUAUAACAUAUCCAGACGGCUUCAAAAAUACUAUGAUUUCUACAGGACUUCCAUACUCGACCCGAAUUUGAUAUACCGCUGCUUUCAGCUAACCGAUUAUCUAGGGCAACAUAUUGUGAUGAUUUUGAUCACUGAAUGAGCUUUAUUUUUGACUUGUUUGCUAUAAAGUAUCUUACAGUGUGCUUAGCAUCAAAAUAGACCCUCUUGAACUACCAUAUUUUUCUAACGUAAUUUCAUUUUACAACCCCCAACGUCAUUCUUCCUGUAGUAAAUAAGGAUUUUUUUUAAAGAAUAUAUAUAUAAACGUGGUAUAUUGACUUGGAAAUGUGAUGUUUAUAGUGAUAUUCCUCAUCAGGACAAGCUAAUAAAGAUGUGUCAGUAUUGAAAGUAAAGACAUUUUAGAUUUAAAUGGAAAAUCGGAGCCGUUGUGAGGGAACGUUUUGAAUAUAUCAAAAAUGGCACAAUUUAAAAUGACACAAUAUGGUCGACAAAUGCAAAGUCACCUCAGCGAUAUGUUUAUAUAUUAUGUGGAUUUAUAUUGUGAGGUACACUUUGCGGUAGCGCUUUGUAGCAGACAUUUACUAUCGAGUGAAUGUCCGAUCUAUACUAAAGAAAAUAAUGCUACUCUGUGAAUCUACACAAAUCUAUGCUGCAGUUACUUUGAUGCGUUCUUUACACUUUCUGAGCUUCGCUAUUAACAAUUCGCACCAUAAAACUGGUCACGCGAGCUGGACACAAUUGCGCAGAGCCUAAAACUUGCUGGGAGAUGAGUACUUGCGUUUAUUUAUAUAUAUAUAAAUAAAUAAAUAAACGUUUUUCAAUAGCACUACUUCCCAAUCCAUUUGAUUAUUUAAUGUUAAAUCUGUAAUAUGACUGAGCACAGUCAAACGGGGGAAACUAGCCUUUGUACACUGAGCCUAGUGCUUGUUGGGAAGUGAGUACUUAUGAUUAUUAUACCAGAUAUGUGACGAAUUGUUAUUUUUAGUGGUUAGAAUUGUUAUUUUCCUUGAUGGAGCUUCACCACUGACACUUCACAUUUUAAUACUGAUCUAAUAAAAUUGAUUUCUGCCCUGUCUAGAUCUUGUUUGGGAAGUGAGUACUUGCGAUUAAUUUAGAUUAAGCCACAAUUAUUUUUAGCCAGGUUUAGGUUGGUUUCUUUUGUUACUUGAUGAAGGCGCUUCACCACUAACUACUCGUAUCAUAAAACUGAUCAUGUAAUACUAGCAGCCUAGAGCUUACUGGGAACUGAGUACUUGCGAUUAUUUCACAAGAUUUUUGAGAAGCGAUUCAGUAGCUCUACUUUCACAUUUGAUUUGUUUACUUUGAGUUUUAUUCGUAAUUUAACACAAUGCUGGAGCUUUACCACUAACACUUUUACAUAUUAAAAGUGAUGCAAUGAAACUGACAUGCAGACACAGAGCCUAGAGCUCGCUGCGAAGUGAGUACGUAUGAUUAUUGUACAAUAUAUUUGACAAAUUAUUAUUUUUAGUGGAUGCUUACCCUUGUGACUCCGUAAUGGAGCUUCACCACUGACACUUCGCAUUUUAAUACUGAUCUAAUAAAAUUGAUAUCUGUGCCCUGUCUAGACCUUGUUUGGGAAGUGAGUACUUGCGAUUAAUUUAGAUUGAUCAACAAUCAAUUUUAGUGUAUGGUUUUCUUUUGUUACUCAGUGUUGGAGCUUCACCAUUAACUAUUCACAUCAUAAAAAUGGUCAUGUAAAACUAGCAGCCUAGAGCUUGCUGGGAAGUGAGUACUUGCGAUUAUUUCGCAAGAUUUUUAAGAAGCGAUUCAGUCAAACUACUUUGACAUUGAAUUUAUUUAGAUUUUUAUUCAUAAUUUGACAACGCUGGAGCUUCACCUUCAAUACUUGUUAAAAAUUAUCUAAUUAAACUGACAUGAAUACACUGAGCCUAGUGUCACUGGGAAGUGAGUACUUACGAUUAUUGUACAAGAUAUCUGACUAAUUAAUUUGUUUAUUGGAUGGUUAUAUUUGUGACUCAGUAUUGGUGCUUUACCACUAACAAUGCACAACAUAAAACUGAUCAUGUAAAACUAGCAGCUUAGAGCUCACUGGAAUAUGAGUACUCAUGGUUAUUUUGCCAAAUAUUUGAGAAGCGAUUCAGUAGCACUACUUUCUUGUUCGGUUUAUUUUGCAUUUUAUGUGCAAGUUGGCGUAAUGCUGAAGCUUCACCACUGACACCGUGCAUUUUAAAACUAAUGUAAUAAAAUCGACACAUACACAAUCUAGAACUUGUUGGGAAGUGAGUACUUGCGAUUAAAUAUAUACGAGAUUUUUGAGCAACUAUUAAUUUUUAGUGGAUGGUUUCUUUUGUGACCCAGUGUUGGAGCUUUACCCCUAACAAUUCACAUCAUAAAAAUGAUCACGUAAAACUAGAUGCCUAGAGAUUGCUGCUUAGUGAGUACUUGCGAUUAUUUCACAGGGUUUUUGAGAAGCAAAUCAGCACUUCUUUCACGUUUGAUUUGUCUACUUUGAGUUUUAGUCAUUAUAUGACAGAACGCUGGAGCUUUACCACCAACACUUUACAUAUUAAAAAUGUACGAAUGUUGGCACUUCAAUGCUAACAAUACACUUAAAAAAAGAAUCAAUUUAAACUAGUGAAUGUACACUGAGAUUAGCGCUCGCUGCAAAGUGAGUACUUGCGAUUUUAUUUUACAAGAUAUUAUGAAAUAUUCUUCCCAGCCGAUUGUUUCUUGUGUUUUCUAUCUGUAGUGUCACAAUCCUGGAUCUUCACCACUUACAAUUCACAACAUAAACCAAUCAAGUGAAGCUAGCUUAAGUACGCUAACCCUAGAGGUUGCUAGAAAGUGAGUACUUUCGAUUAUUUCACUAGAUAUUAAGAAACCUUUAUCCCAGUUGAUUAGUUUCUUUUGCAUUUAAUCUGUAAUGUGUUCGAAUGCUUGAGCUUCAACGUUAUUAAAUUCAGUUAAUAAACUAAUCAAUUUAAACUAGCAUACGUACACUGAGGCUAGUGCUCUCCAUAAAGUGAGUACUUGCGGUUAUUUUAUGAGAUAUUAUGAAAUAUUCUUCCCAGCAGAUUGUUUCUAGUGCUUUCUAUCUGUAGUGUCACUGCUGGAGAUUCACCACUUAUAAUUCACAACAUAAGCCAAUCAAGUGAAGCUAGCAUGAAUACGUUGACCCUAGAGAGUGUGCUGGACAGUGAGUACUUGCGAUUAUUUUAUGAGAUAUUCUUCCCAGCGGAUGGUUUCUUGUGCUUUCUAUCUGUAAUGUGACCGACCGCUGAGAAGCCAGAAUGUGUUGUGUACAUUAAUGCUAGCACUGUUUAGCUUUUCCAAUCUCUCCUUGCUCAUCUAAUACACACCGAGUGCACUAGCAUGAUGACCUUUAACCUCACGCAGCUUUACCUGACCUGCGCAUGCAAUGCCGUAUUCGCACCUGUUGAUUUUAUGGUCUUUUUGUUAUGUAAGCUCAUUUCUGCCACAGAAUUUAAAAAGAAAUUAAAGGUAGUUGCAACUUUCUAACUCCAUUAUUUUUACUUAUUUGCAUAUACAUAUUUACAUCUCAAUUCUCACGACUUCAAAUUGUAAAUGUAUCAUCUCUCAGAAAUAAACGUUUAAAUUGUUAGUCUGUAAACUCAUAACUGAGAGAAAGAUUUGCAAUCUCCUUUUUUUGCUCUCACAAUCUCAGAUCUCACAAAUGUUCAAAAAUUAAUAACAGCUGCCUUAGUCAAAAUUGUGGGAAAAAUGUCGCAAUUACCUUUAUUUUUUAUAUUUUAUCAUGUGGUGGAAAGAAGCUUUCAUAGUAAUUUAAGCGUUAAUGUCACUGAAGUCGAAGGUUUGCUAUUUUAAUUAGCCAGUUAUUCGAUUCUCCAUUCACUUGGUGAUGAAAUCACUGAUAAAAUGUCUUGUCCUUUGUUUGUUUGAACUGUUAGGAUAUUUUGCUAAGUUGAAAUAUGAAAUAAAGUAGUUUUUCCACAAAUUAUUAAAGUAUGAAUCUGUAUGAUUUAAAAAAAAACAUUACUUUUCGGAAAUUGUGUGAUAUACUAGGGUUGGACGAUAACAAUUUGGCAUCAUACGAUGUCUAAAGUGAAACAUUGCGAUGGAUGAUGUCAUCGUAGGCAGCGGUGAAUUAAUGAUUUAUGAAUAAUUAAUUCGUAACGAUUUAAUUAUUUGUUAGUUACCGUUUCAUCUACCUGACCCGCGUGGUCUUUGUUUUACUCAUAACCAAUUCAUAAAUAAAUAAAGAUAAGUUACACACAAAUCACCACCUGUCAGUCACUCUUUCCGCAGGACUCUGGCAUGAAUAAGCAGAGUGAUCUGUGUCGUUAUAAUGGCGUCCACAAACUUGGCUGGUAAAAAAGGUGCACAACCAACAGUAUCUGAGAUUUACACUGACAUGACUAAGUACAAGCGUGAAAGAUUGAAGCAGUGUACUGCCGCUGUGACCUGACUCCUGGAGCUCAGACGUGCGCAUACGCUGACUGUGUGUGCUUGUGGUCACGUGAUGUGCGUUUUCAGUGGUAUAGUGUGGAUGGAGAUCUAUUCAGAAAUGCUUGGUGAAACUGGAUCGUUUUCGUUCUCAAAUGCCAUUUUAAAACUAAGACGUAAAAGUGUAAACGGCGCCUGAGUGUGUAUUUUUCGAGAGCGGGUUGCUGCUAUGAUGAGGGCGGGGUGGAGGAACGCGAUGCUGGCUCAGUUUCGUGAUGUCUAUCGGCCGUCAGCGAUGGAUGAUGGCAUCAUCUAUCGACUCAACCCUAUUAUAUAGGCACUAUAUAAAAAACUGUUUAUUAUUCAGUAAUAAACAGUCAAACAAACGUAUCCAUCAUAAUAACCUGAAGAUUUCACGUUUUAAUCAUUUUUAAUAAAGUUUUUCUUAUUUUAAGUUUAGUUUAGUUUGUUCAUUAUUAUUUCCCCAAUUUAUUUAUUUUUUAUUUUAAAUGAAGCUUUUUUUCUGGUUUCACUCAUGUAAAUUCCAGCUGAGUGUUUCUCUUUAAUGAUGAAACAGUAAUAUAUUCACGUCUAAAUGGGAAAUUGCAGCAUGCAGGUCUUGUUACGAAAACUCCAACCUUCAGCGACGCUUGCGAGGCAAAAACUGUUAUGGAAAUUCAUUUUAUUAAACGCCGGUUUCUUCUGUCACGCUUUCCUCCUGAACCUCAGCGUGAAGAUCUGUUCACACCUACAUGUAAAGAGGUUUUUACCAGAUGCAACAAUAAACCGUUUACGAUCUGC